UUCAUCGAGCCGGCUGUCAAACAAAUAUCGGUUAAUAUCUCGUAACUCAUUACUUCUGAAGCGGAGUUCAGUCAGACGGACGUGAAGAAAAUACUCAAAUAAUAAUCAGUGUUCGACGCUAAUCGUGUUGUGUCCUAAACUAAUUUUUCGUCUUAUUUCAGGAAGUUUUACUGACCGUCAUCAUGUUUGAAGUACUAGCUGACGUCCUUCAACCGUACAAGGACCUAGUGGGGAACAUCGCGGCCAUCGUGACGGUGGGCCAGAUGUUCUCUGGCUCCUUCAUUUGCUGGGAUAUCUACAAGCAGAAGAGCACCGCCGGAAUUGGGAUCAUGCCCUUCCUCGGUGGUAUUGUCAUGGGAGUUCUCAACUUGAAGUUCGGUUUCAUCCUUCGUGACGACACAAUGAUCCAAGUCAACUUCAUCGGUCUGGCAAUUAACGUGGUGUACUUAGUAAUUUUCUUCCACUACUCGCAUGAGAAGGUGAAGGUUUGGGCUCAGAUGGGUCUGGCUGGUGCGUUAUCUGCGGCGCUGAUUGGGUACGCCGAGAUGGAGGACCCCGCUCUAGUCGAGAACAGAUUUGGAUCUAUCAUCACAGCGUUCAUGUUCCUCUUGAUUGCGUCACCGCUGUUUGGUUUGAAAGACAUCAUUAAGAACCAGAGCACGGAGGGCUUGCCGUUCCCCAUUAUCCUGUCCGGUGCCAUCGUGACCUUCGCGUGGCUGGUCUACGGCAUCAUUCUUAGGAAUAAGUUCCUUGUUAUUCAGAACAUCGUCGCGGUGGCUCUCUGCGCGUCGCAGUUGGCGCUGUUCGUGAUCUACCCCUCGAAACCGAAAGCCAAGCAACAGAAGCAGAAAGCGAAGAAAGCAGAUUAAAAAAUAAAUAGUUUAGUGUACCGCACAGAUGCCUCGCUAGUUCGUAAGCUAUUUUAAGCGUAGCUCCGUAUUAUAAUCUUUUGAGGUUAUAUUACUUUCAAAGAGAGGGAUAAAGUUAUAUUGACAGAUAAUUCUGUCUCUGUCACUCAUUCGAGUAUCGUGUCAAUAAGUCAGUCAUACUACACCCCUCCCCCUAUUAUAUAUCUAUGUGAACCCCGUAACUGGGACCCCUGAAUGUAACAGGAGACAAAUAAAGUGAGAUACAUUAUGUCGUGUUGUUACACGUACAGUCAGCAAUAUAAAUCAAUUAACACAAUCAGUUUUUAAAACAAGUUACCAAAUCAGAUUCAGUGAGGUAAAAGAAACACCACCAACUUCAAAUAAAAACUACUGAACGACCAAAUGACAGUACCAAACGUCACCGCUGAAUACUGGCAGUUUAUAAAUCAGGCUGUGUUAACUGACUUUUGUUGCUGACUGUACCUGUUCGUGUUCUUAUGAAAAACCACAGAACACAUGAAGGUGAACUGCCCAAUGACAAGUGAACCUUUUUUAAAUAAUGACGCUGCUCAGUACGUUGUGUAUCGACAUUUUUAUUUUGUGAUAAAUAUUUGUAUGUGAUUUUAUAAAGUGUAGUUUGCGAAACGUCUUUAAAAAGAACCAAUCUAUUUUGUUAAUGCGAAAUAAUGUUUUAAAUAUUAUUUUGCAAAAAAAAUGCAUAGAUACCUCGUAUCUAUUUUAAAUAAUAUUUAAAUUAGAGAAUCAUAUCUUUUGUAAGAAUUUAGACUCAAAGUUAAAACCAGUCUUCCUAAAAAAGACGUUAAUUUAAACAGAUUGCAUCAAAAAGCAUUUACUAGAGUUACCGUAAACAUUUUUAUAUGUUUAGAAAAUAAUUGCCGUUCUUUGUUUUUUUCGGUGUUUGAUACCGGACAACACCGAUAGAUAUAUAAGCUCAUCUCGUGUGGAAAUUGUGGGGACAGAAUUUUAUUGUAGAGGAAAAAAUAUUUAACAUUCUUAUUUUGGAAGUUAUAAAAAUUACCGAAUCAACUAAAAAAAUCAAGAUUUAAAUUCUUUAUUAUAAGUUUGCUUACGUUUUUUUAAUACCCCAUCAAAUGCGGUUAGUAGGUCUUAAUAAAGGCAAUAAUAUUUAAUUAUAUACGCAAAUAUGUAAUGUAAUCUUUUACAUAAAAUGCUCAAUAUUAA
Molecule: messenger RNA, 2072 nt
Organism: Trichoplusia ni (cabbage looper)
Lineage: Eukaryota; Metazoa; Arthropoda; Insecta; Lepidoptera; Noctuidae
Product: sugar transporter SWEET1
Exons: 5
Coding region: 183-869 (228 amino acids)
Biological process (GO): carbohydrate transport
Cellular component (GO): membrane
Molecular function (GO): sugar transmembrane transporter activity
Source: RefSeq, a predicted model, not a curated record